AUGAAGUAUUUAAUAAUAAUAACUUCUCCCCCCCCCCGAACAGGCGUCCCGUCUGCUCCCGGUAAGGUCGUCGCCACCAGGAACACCAAAUCGUCUGUGUUUGUUCAGUGGGAGGCUCCCAAACUGCUGAAGAACCUGAUGGGGUACUACAUCGACGGACGCAUCGCCGGAUCCAAGGAGUGGUUCCCCUGCAACCACAAACCCUUCAAACACACCAGGUUUGUGGUCCACGGUCUGAUCCCAGGAGAGAGCUACACGUUCCGCGUCCAGGCUGUCAACGUGUACGGCCUCAGCGAGGAGUCUCAGGAGUCGUCUCCCAUCGCCGUGGAGCCGGCCCUCGCGACUCCCAGCGCUCCCGGCAUCACCAUGCUGAGCUGCGACGGCUCCUCCAUGACCUUGGCCUGGAAGAAACCCAAACACUGCGGCGGCUCCAAGGUCAGCGCCUACUACAUCGACAAGAGAGAUGCCGACUCUCGCAUGAAGGAGGUCAACCUGGCGGCCGUCACGGAGAGAAUCUGCACCGUCGACAGUCUGACGGAGGGAGUCUUCUACGAGUUCACAGUCCAGGCCGCUAACAUGGCCGGCGUCGGCGUGCCCUCGGCUCCCAGCGCCCCGAUGAAGUGUGAAUCUUGGACCAUGGAAGAGCCAGGUCCAGCCUACGACCUGAGCUUCAGCGAGGUCCGGAGUCAGUCCCUGGUCCUCCUGUGGAAGGCUCCGGUCUACAUCGGAGGCGCUGCCGUCACUGGAUAUUUGGUGGACAUGGCUAAGAAGGGCUCGUCCGAGUUCGUUACUCUGACUCAGGAGGCCGUGAGCCACCGUUACCUGCAGGUGAGCGGUCUGCAGGAAGGUGAAACCUACGUGUUCAGAGUUCGUUCUGUCAACGCUGUAGGAGUCGGGAAACCUUCCCAGCUGUCUGAGCCGGUCUGUGCCAGAGCUCUUCCAGGCACUGAGGAGAUCGUGGCCAGCGUGGACGAGGAGACCGGAGACAUCUUCCUGUCUCUGGAGGCCUGCGAGAUCUGCGAGACGUCCAAGUUCGUGUGGUCCAAGAACUACAAAGCCAUCGCCGACUGCCCCAGGGUCACCGCCACCGCCAAGGGCAGAACCUCCAGACUGACUUUCACCAACCCCGAUAAAGACGAUCUGGGCAGAUACUCCGUGGUCGUCACGGACACAGACGGAGUGUCUGCCAGCCACACUCUGACGGAGGACGCCCUGAACACGAUGCUGGAGCUCAGCUACGCCAUCAGACAUCCCAUCGUUCCUCUGAAACACGGUCUGAACUACGAGAUCUUGGAGAAGGGUCACGUGCGCUUCUGGCUGCAGGCCGUCAAACUGUCUCCGUCCGUCUCCUACCGGUUCAUCGUUAACGACAAGGAGGUCAAAACCGGGGAGGGCAUCAAGAUCAGCCACGACGUGGCGACGGGAGUCAUCCAGAUGACGGUGGAUACUUUCACCAGAGCCAACGAGGGAACUUACACCGUUCAGAUCCACGACGGCAAGGCCAAGACCCAGAGCUCCCUGGUCCUGGUGGGAGACGUGUUCAAAGUUGCUCUGAAGGAGGCCGAGUUUCAGAGGAAAGAGCACAUCAGGAAGCAAGGUCCUCAUUUCUCUGAGUAUCUGUACUUCACCGUCACCGAGGACUGCACCGUCCUGCUGGCCUGCAAGGUGGCCAAUGUGAAGAAGGAGACGUCCUUCCACUGGUACAAAGAGGACGAUGAGAUUGUUCCAGAGACUCCUCCUAAUGUCCUGUCUGGAGCCUGCGCUCUGCCCAUCCCUCUGUUCUCCAGAAAGGAUCAGGGCGUCUUCAAGGCCGUCCUCGGGGACGACAGAGGAAAGGACACAUCUACGUUUGACAUCUCAGGCACAGUGUUUGAUGACAUCAUCAAUGCCCUCGCCCAGAAUGCUGGUGCGUCUGCGUCUGAGCUGGUGCUGCAGUGUACACCAGAGGGCAUCCGGCUGCAGUGCUACAUGAACUACUACACGGAGGAGAUGAAGACCGUCUGGAAGCACAAGGAGAGUAAGAUCGCGUCCUCUGAGAAGAUGAGGAUCGGAGGAACGGCGGAGAUGGCCUGGAUGCAGAUCUGUGAUCCGUCUGACAAGGAGAAGGGAAACUACUCCAUCGAGAUCUCAGACGGCGUUCAGACCCACGCCAGAACCUUCGACCUCUCCGGACAAGCGUACACCGACGCCUACGAGGAGUACCUGAGACUGAAGGCGGCCGCAUUUGCUGAGAAGAACCGCGGCAGAGUGGUCGGUGGUCUGCCUGACGUGGUCACUAUUAUGGAGGAGAAGUCUCUGAGCCUGACCUGCACCGUGUGGGGCGAGCCGACCCCCGAGGUCUCCUGGUUCAAGAACGAGCAGGAAGUCGCCUCCACCCCGCACACCAAGGUCACGUUUGAGGGCGGCAAGUUCGCCAGCCUGGUCAUCAACACGGUCACUCCUGACGACUCCGGCAAGUACAGCAUCAACGUCCGGAACAAGUACGGCGGCGAGUUCGUGGAGAUCACCGUCAGCGUCUACAAGCACGGCGAGAAGAUCCCCGAGCCCAAACUGGGACAGCCCAAAACGCCCGCCGCCACGCCAGCGUCCACGCCCGUGCCGCCGAGGUCCCCGGCUCCCCCCUCCAAGACCCCGACCCCGACCCCCUCUAAGUCCCAGACCCCGGCGUCCAUGAAGAGCCCGACUCCGGCCUCGACCCCGGCUUCCACCCCGGUCCCCAAAUCUCCCACCCCGACCCCAAAGUCUCCGACUCCAUCCCGCGGCGCCAAGUCGCCCACCCCGCCCAGGUUCAUGAAGUCUCCGACCCCACCGAGGAAGUAAACGGCGGUGGUGACGUCUAACGGGGGAAACGUUUGCUGAUUUAUAGCAUGAGUGUGAAACCCUGAGGUGUUAGAGUUCAUGUAGACGUAGCCGCUGAUAGAAGUCUGAGAAUUUCUGGACGACCGCUGACUUAAAGAACGGGUUCUAACUAAUGAGAAGGUUCUAACCAGGUAGAAGGUUCUAACUAGGUAGAAGGUUCUAACCAGGUAGAAGGUUCUAACUAGUUAGAAGGUUCUAACCAUUUAGAAGGUUCUAACUAGUUAGAAGGUUCUUUCCAGGUAGAAGGUUCUAACCGGUUAGAAGGUUCUAACCAGUUAGAAGGUUCUAACCAGUUCUAGUGUUCUCUAUCAUCUCUGAGAACUAGUUCCAGGAUAUAUCCAGAUAUAACAGACAGACUUUACAGCGGCUACCAGCGUACAGUAGAUUUCCUUUCAGUUUCAUAUCGCUGUGCUUUUAACAGGCAGGAAAACUAAGAAAAAGAAUAAAAAAACAACAGGGUAGAUGUUUAAAUGUUUUAAAAGCUGCACCUUCCACUUCUCAGUGGAACGCCUGUAUACUUUAUGUUUGUGGAUGUUAAAGGAGAAUUCCUGUUUUAUUACAACUUGGGUCAUAAUCACGUCAUUUCAGUGACGUCACUACAAAGACAGUCAGACGGGUUGUAGUUGGGUUCACAACCCGUUCUCACUCCCGACUCUUCAAAUACCACCGUCCGGUCGGCGCCCCUCAGCAUCGGAAACAGACCCUUUAGCAACAGUACGAGAUGAGCCGGGCUUUCAACUAACUCCAGACUAAACCCCCCCCGCGGCGUUCUUCCACGCUCGGAGCAGCGGCGUACAGUAUUAAUAGCGUGACAGUCGUUCAGGGUGGAAGGGGAGCGGCGGUGGACGAGUCAAACAAACACAAGACUUUCCACCAGGAGACCACCGUUCGUGUCCCGCGUGAAACUAAAAGUAACGUUGACUUAUUUAGUCACGUGACUCGUCGGUAUCGUCAGCCCCGUGAGUCAUGUGACUCGUUAGUCAGUGAAGUCAACGUCAACCACCACCGUUUCCUAACCCUACCUAAGUGGUUGUGUUGCCUGAAUCUGGUGAGUACAUCUGGUAAGUUAUCAUAACCAGUUAAAACGACGACCAGAUCUCCGGAAAUCAGACCACAGUUGUUAUAAAGUGGAAUUGUCCUUUAAAGAUGGUGAGCUGGGAGCGGGCAGGGAUGGAGCCGGGUCAUGUGGUCGGGACCUGGGACGGAGAUUAACACCACAUUAUUUAGUCUUUCUUUCUCUGGGGUGAUGAUGUCUUCCUCCUUUAGGAACCGAUCCUUUAGUCCCAGGUAGCUUUCAUCAGUUAGUGAUCCUGUGAAUAAUGAAUAUUCACUUCCUGACCCGAGAGGUCGGUCUGUCUGCGACAUGUUGUGUUUCCCCCCCGAUGCUUUGUGAUGGCAAUAAACGUAUGAACCUCCUCCUGA
Sebastes umbrosus (honeycomb rockfish) is the source of this 4281-nucleotide messenger RNA. RefSeq names its product myomesin-2-like. Lineage: Eukaryota; Metazoa; Chordata; Actinopteri; Perciformes; Sebastidae. The record is from RefSeq and is a predicted model, not a curated record. Gene Ontology annotation, molecular function: protein binding.